Knipowitschia caucasica is the source of this 366-nucleotide messenger RNA. Lineage: Eukaryota; Metazoa; Chordata; Actinopteri; Gobiiformes; Gobiidae. The record is from the annotation of a GenBank genome assembly.
AUGGCGCCCCCAAAGAGAGAUAAAGACAGAGGAGGCGUGGAGGACCAGGCCUGGGAGCGGACGGAGGAGGCUGCGACAGUUGAGACGUCGGCGGGACAGAGCGGUGCUGGAGAGAAGCUGCAGGACAGGCUCGGGGAUAUCAGCUAUCGCCAGAGCAAAAACUUGAAGAGGGUUUUUGGCCAAUCAGGAGGGAGAAGUGUGCAGGGUCAGUGGUGUGCGUGGCUGUCCCCUGGGGAGCUGAUGUCUUCCAAAGCUCCAGCAUGUCUGCGAGGAGAGGGGGCUCUGUGGGGGGCUCAGCCAGUCAGAGGUGUUCAGCAGAGCUUAAAUGGCCUGUUGGUGAGUGCUUCUGUGACUGACCACCCUUAA